This is a messenger RNA of Lingula anatina, 2077 nucleotides long. RefSeq lists its product as uncharacterized. The record is from RefSeq and is a predicted model, not a curated record. Lineage: Eukaryota; Metazoa; Brachiopoda; Lingulata; Lingulida; Lingulidae.
AGGGAACAGCGAAAUGACCAGUAUGAAGAGUACCGCGGUACCAGAAGACAUACAAUCCCUGUACAACCUGUCCCGCCUUCACCACGACUACAUACUGGAGCACCGCCACUGGCUGCUGGAGCUGGAAACCAACCUCGGCGAGGAACGCCAGAAACGCUUGAAUCUGACCUGUAGGGCUGACAAGGAUCUCGUCACGCAAUAUCGGAAAAUAAUCCAGCUGGAUCUAGCCCUCAGGAAUUUAAAACAAACGAUCAGAAACGAGUUAGAAGAGAGCAAGAAACAUAUUAAAAAGGUAGAAAAUGAGACAGCGCAACUACGGAGGUUGUAUUUCGAAGAGGAGAAAGUCCACAAAAACGCCUCCUCGGACUUUGAAAGCGUCAUUUUGGAGCAGCAGAAACAGAUCGCGGCACUCGAGCAGUUGCUGUAUGACAUUGGGGAGGAACUUAGCAAAGAAAUCGAAACGAAGGGAUUAAAGAGUAAGUUUAACGCUAUAAACGAGGUCUUACCACCAACGACGACGACGCAGCCACCGCCCCUGCUGAAUCCUAGUCAGAACGCGCAUGUGGCAGCACACAGCGGCAACGGAUUGCCUUCAGUGAAUCGUCAGACAGAGCAAGCGCUGCGCUUAACCAAUCUCCAAAAAUCUCUUCUAGAGGAACGCGCAAGGCGCAUCAAUUUAACUCUGAUCGUUCAAAAGCAAGAACAGCGCAUCAUACAGCUAGAAAACUACAUUUCUAAAUCCAAACCAAGAUUUUCGUUCAGAAACAAUUUUCGCUUUCUUGAUUCUCAGCCGAACAUCAACAGACCUGGAAAAGGGGAUCACGUGAAAUGUGUCCAGCAAGAGAACCGUAUUGACCAACUGGAAGCAGUGUUAGCGGCCGAAAAAAGCAGCCAUGAAUCAAAGAGUAAACAGUUGGCAGAAUUGUCCAAAGCCUUGACAAGAGAAGUAGAGCAGCGAUCCAGAGCUGAAGAACAAUUUCAGUCAGCUUUGCAAGAGUUGAACAAGCACAAAUUCGUGGAUGUGUAUGCUGAAGGAAUGGGGCUAGACGAUACACAGGGUCUCACCAAACAAGCUUUUGCAAAAGUUAACGGAAGGAUGUACUCCAACCGCUUCAACCGCGGGUUCAACUUUCUGGUCCUUAACGGCACCUCAGGGGCCAAAAUGGCGCACGUGUGCUUCGAUCCCUUUGGCAAACCAGACGACGACAACGCAGUGUUCCACUACGUGAAAAAUAGUAUACCAUUUGGUGCUAUAGUGGUGGUGUUUACCUUUGAUGAAGCUUCUAAAAAUUCGGUAAUGGCCAAGGAGGCGUUAAAAAUGCUUGGAGCGUCCGAUGUGAAUCUGGCUUACAGAGAUGCUUUUGCCAUGCUGGGGUUCAGGGGUCACUACAAACCCCACUGGGUCCAGCAAAGCCUGGCCAAGAGACACCAUGGUCCAGCGGUGGUCAACUCCAGGAUACCGCUCAUCUACUAGCCUACUGGUCUACUGGCCAGGGAGUCGUUAGUUUACUGUACGAGGACUAAUGGUACUUCUUACCCGAGAACAGUUUUUCAUGUAUCACCUAUGGGAAUAAGAACUCGGAAAGUGAAUUUGCGUCAUCGUCUAUGCGAAUAAGAACGCGCAGAACAAAAUUGCAUCAUCACCUACGCGGUUAAGGCCCCAGAGAACAAAUGUGCAUGUAUCAUCUAUGCGAACAAGAAUGUUAACGGUACUUUGCUACAGAACCAUGUUGAUUUUCUUUCGCUGAAUGCACAGUUCCAAUUAUUUCUGCUCCUCAAAGAGGUGAUUGCAUUGCAUCAGAUGUGCGGCACAUUGCAGCACAAUUUUAGUUCGUGCAGGACGGAUUCAAUAUAUCAGUAAAGUAAAUGCAUCAGUUGCGACUGCGCUGGAUUGCGCGUGUGGCUAAGAACCACAAUGACAAUCUUUGAAAUUUUCUGAAAUAAAAUAUGAACACAAACAUAAAUGACAGAGAAUGUGGAGAAUACGUCUAAAAUUUUAAAUAUUUAUUUCUCAUGAAGCUGAAGCCUCAAAGCAAUUUUUUUAAUUUAAAAAAGCAUUCCAAAGGUGUAAAGUUAA